UUACAUUUUGUCAUGUCGCCGGUCGCCAUUUUUGAUCCUAAAAAAAACCAAUAAAACAAAAAAAAAAACACACACACACACACACAAAUGAGAGGCUUUUUAAAAAAUUUAUUUUCGCGAAGAAGUUACGAAAGUGUAACGACCACUUCCGGCUUUAGCAUAAAUAAUUAAUAGCCACUCUAGUGACGUCGCCGUUUCGAGAUGUCACUGGUGUAUCUCGGGCAGCAGCUGCUGGAGGCCGUGCGAGGCGGACAGGACGAUGAUGUCAGAGCCCUGAUGGCCAACGGGGCGCCGUUCACCACCGACUGGCUGGGCUCGUCGCCGCUCCACCUGGCGGCCCGGUGCGGCCAUCACUCCACCGCCGAGGUGCUGCUGCGUGCCGGGGUCAGCCGGGACGCCCGGACCAAAGUGGACAAGACCCCCCUUCACAUCGCCGCCUCGGAGGGUCACCCCACCAUCGUGGACCUGCUGGUGCAGAUCGCGUCCUCGUCCCAGACAUCUUUUGCCCUCACCGCUUCCCGUUUGUCCCCCCCCCCCCCCUCCUCGCCUUCGCCACGGGGGGGCGCCGCUCACCCUUUUCUGCAGAACGGCGCCGACGCCAACGCCAAAGACAUGCUGAAGAUGACGCCGCUGCACUGGGCGGCCCAGCGCGGCCACAGGGAGGUGGCCGAGCUGCUGCUGAGGUACGGCGCCGACGUCCGCUGCCUCAGCAAGUUCGACAAGACGCCCUUCGACAUCGCCAUGGAUACCAGCAACACGGAGCUGAUGAUACUGCUACAGGACGGCAUGCAGAACCAGGUGAGCAUCGACCCAGAGUCCCACUACAUCAUCCGUGCCGGUGGGCUGGUCAACCUCUCGGAGCUGGUCGCCGCCACCAAGACCGGCGCCGGCAAGUCGGAGGACGCCGAGUCGGCGGAGACGGCCGUCCGGCGCGUGGUGGGCGACGGCGGGCAGAGGGUCAUCACCAUAGUGACGGACCAGCACGGGAACCUGCAGCCGGCGUCCCUGGGCCAGCAGCUGUUCUUCACCCUGCAGGGUCAACAGAUGGUGGCUUUGCCAGCCGGCGCAAUCGCAGAGGAGGUCGUCGUGGAGGAGCCUCAGGAGGCCACGCCCACACGCAAGAGGAAGACGGACCCCGCAGCCAAUCACGUCGGCCUAAAAGACAAGAAGGUCAGAGAAAGACUGCAGCGCCAGCUGCGAGAAGCCAAUCUCAAAGCCCGGGAGUACCAGCAGCAGCUCCUGCUGAAGGAGCAGGAGGCCGAGCAGUACCGCCUUAAACUGGAGCGGGCCAUCGCCGCCGGCAACGGAGGAAUCGACAACGCCAUCGCGACGGUAGACGGCCCCGCGGAGGAGCAGGAGGAGGAGGAGGAGGAGGAGGAGAUGAUGAUGGUGGUGCAGGAGCAGGUGGAGACGACGACGGAAGCCGGAACAGAGGAGGUGGAAGGAGGGGAGAGGGAGGACGCCGAUGUGGAGGAGGAGGUCGUCUGUGAACCUCCAGAAGACGCUAUUCUUGUGGGUGAGCGCGAGCCGGACGCGGAGGUCGACGCGGAGGUCGACGCGGAGGUCGACGCGGAGGUCGACGCGGAGGUCGACGCCGCAGAGGAAACGCACGAGUCCUCCGGGUGUCGGCGAGGCCGAGGGAGGAGCAGAGGGAGGGGCAGACGCUAGCUUAAAAUCUUAUUUAAUUGAUUUUUUUUAUAUACCUUUUUUUUUUUUUUUUGUAAAACGAUCCACAUCUCUUUAUGGGACCUUUAUGGGACACUGAGCCCCGGAGGGGGGGGGGGGUGCACUAAAGAGUGCAAUGUGUCAGAUCGGGUCUACACAAUAACAAUUUACAGAUUUUCAGAGAUUUUACACAUUGCACCUUUUAAAUUCUGAAAUAUUUUUUUGUGUGUGUUUACGCUAUAUAUAUAUAUACAUAUAUAUAUAUAUAUAUAUAUAUAUAUAUAUAUAUAUAUACAUAUAUAUAUAUAUGUAUAUAUAUUUAUAUUUAUUCGUGACAGGACUUGUGCCGAGGGCCCUCAGCCGGCGAACGGGGGCACACAGUCCGGUUCAGAGGUAAUCAUGAAGCCAUCAGUGAGAGCGGAGAGGUGUCGCCCCACAAAGGGAAUCAAACCCGCGACCUUUUAAACGUCAACUCGGUUCUCGGUGACGAAUGGCAUUUCUUCGGCAUGUUUGUUUACGUGACGGUUUUCACAAAUGUCCUUCGGGAGCAGCGGUCGGGCCGUUAUCGAGAAAAAAAAUAAUUAGCCCAGCCGGGUUCGUUAUUCUUUAUUUAUUUUGGGAGCCAAAAAAAACCUCCAAUUUUGAUUAAAUGGCCAAAAGCGAGUGUUUUGAAUAAGGAAUAAAGUGCAGUCAUCAACAACAAGAGCUUGAUUGUUUGUUUGUUUUUUCUUCCAUUAAUUAUACAGCUCAUCUCCUCAUUAUUCAAACUGUCAGGGGACAUUUGUUUACUGGUUUACACUUAAGAGCUUUAUUCAUCAGGAUAUGUUGUAAAAAAAAUUAAAAAAAAGUAAUUGUGUCUGUUGUUUUUUUGUUAUUUGAGGCAAUAAAA
Messenger RNA from Cyclopterus lumpus (lumpfish), 2554 nucleotides. RefSeq names its product GA-binding protein subunit beta-2-like. The record is from RefSeq and is a predicted model, not a curated record. The coding region runs from base 202 to 1668 and encodes 488 amino acids. NCBI's taxonomy places the organism in Eukaryota, Metazoa, Chordata, Actinopteri, Perciformes, Cyclopteridae. The transcript is spliced from 8 exons. Gene Ontology annotation, molecular function: transcription cis-regulatory region binding; protein binding. Gene Ontology annotation, cellular component: nucleus. Gene Ontology annotation, biological process: positive regulation of transcription by RNA polymerase II.